Myripristis murdjan (pinecone soldierfish) is the source of this 3049-nucleotide messenger RNA. RefSeq names its product CUGBP Elav-like family member 6 (gene celf6). Bases 25 to 1401 code for a protein of 458 amino acids. NCBI's taxonomy places the organism in Eukaryota, Metazoa, Chordata, Actinopteri, Holocentriformes, Holocentridae. Gene Ontology annotation, molecular function: RNA binding. The transcript is spliced from 13 exons. The record is from RefSeq and is a predicted model, not a curated record.
AGCACCACGAACAGCGCCGGCAGGAUGAACGGGCUUACCAUCGGCCAGAACACCAUUCCAAUGAAGGACCACGACGCCAUCAAGCUUUUCAUCGGACAGAUUCCCAGAAACCUGGAGGAAAAAGACCUGAAACCCCUGUUUGAGGAAUUCGGGAAGAUAUACGAACUCACUGUACUGAAAGACAGGUUUACGGGAAUGCAUAAAGGAUGUGCCUUUCUAACAUACUGUGCCAGAGAGUCAGCACUGAAGGCCCAGAGCGCCCUCCAUGAACAGAAGACUCUGCCAGGGAUGAACCGGCCCAUCCAGGUGAAGCCAGCCGACAGUGAAGGACGAGGAGAAGACAGGAAGCUGUUUGUGGGGAUGCUCGGCAAGCAGCAGAGCGAGGAAGACGUCCGACGGCUGUUUGAGACCUUCGGCCAGAUCGAGGAGUGCACCGUCCUGCGAGGGCCUGAUGGGGCCAGUAAGGGCUGUGCCUUUGUCAAGUUCUCCAGCCACGCGGAAGCACAGGCCGCCAUCAACAGCUUGCAUGGCGGACAGACCAUGCCUGGGGCUUCGUCCAGCCUGGUGGUCAAGUUUGCAGACACCGAUAAAGAGCGGACCUUGCGCAGGAUGCACCAGAUGGCAGGCCAGCUCGGCAUCUUCAGCCCCAUGACCAUCCAGUUUGGGGCCUACGGCGCCUACUCUCAUGCUAUGAUGCAACAGCAAGCAGCCCUGAUGGCUGCAACACAAGGCUCCUACCUGAACCCCAUGGCAGCCAUCGCUGCCGCACAAAUGCAGCAAAUGGCAGCUUUCAAUGUCAACGGUCUGGUGGCUACCCCCAUGACACCAUCCUCAGGCACCAGCACUCCCCCAGGCAUCAGUGCCACAGCCGUGCCCAGCAUAGCCGCCCCAAUCGGGGUCAACGGAUUCAGUGCCCUGCCGCCUCAGAGCAACGGUCAGCCCACCUCUGAACCCAUCUACACCAAUGGGAUUCAUCCUUAUCCAGCACAGAGUCCAACAGUGACUGACCCUCUCCAACAGGCUUAUGCAGGCGUCCAACACUACGCAGCAGCCUACCCUGCCGCCUAUGCGCCAAUCAGCCAAGCGUUCCCCCAGCAACCAACCAUCAUUCCCCAGCAACAGAGGGAAGGGCCAGAAGGCUGCAACCUGUUUAUUUACCACCUGCCCCAGGAGUUCGGAGACGCAGAGCUCAUGCAAAUGUUCCUGCCUUUUGGCAACGUCAUCUCCGCCAAAGUCUUCGUGGACCGGGCAACCAAUCAGAGCAAAUGUUUUGGCUUUGUGAGUUUUGAUAACCCGUCCAGUGCUCAAGCCGCUAUCCAGGCCAUGAAUGGCUUUCAGAUAGGCAUGAAGAGGCUGAAGGUGCAGCUGAAGCGGCCAAAGGAUGCCAACCGACCUUACUGACCCCUCUGCCGUCCGUACCCAGGAUGAAGGGCCACAACACCUUAUUUCCACAAGUGCAGUAAAAGUACAAAGACUUCUUGCUCUGCUACAUAUCAUGAAGGAAGGGUGGUCCCUUGAUCCUGCUGGAAACUCGCUGAAAGAUUGGGUGACUGAGAGAAGGAUCCCAGAGUUGUUGUUUUUUUUUUCUUUUCUUUCUUUCUUUUUUCUUUCUUUUUUCUUUCUUCGCAAAUGCCUCUUUUUUCCCUCUUUUGCUUUGGCGUCUGUGGAAGAAGAUUUUUUGCAGAGACCAACUUUUUGCUGCUGUUUUUUAGACAUGAUGGAAAAAAAAAACCUUUAUAGACUCAUUAUGCUCAAAGCAUGCAUACUGACACAAAAUAUAGAUAAACACACACAUACACAACAGACAACAAACCAAACAUACAUAUAUAAAGAUGCUACACCUAAAAAUGAAAAAAAAAAAAAAAAAAAACUCAAACAUUCUUCUUUGUACAUGUAUAAAUACGUGCAAAUGCCAACUCAAAUACUGACACAGACACAUACGCGUGCACAUGCACACAAACCCUCUCUCCACACACUUACACACACACACAUACACACACACACCAGCCUGCUGCCAUUUUGGUUUUUGUGCCUACACAGGUGUUGUGCUCUGUGACAGGGCAAGCUCUGGAUAAAAGAAGACAGAGAAGAGAAAGGAGGAAGAGGAGAAGAAAAGAGGAGAAUCCAGGAUAAUUUACAUGCAUCAUUCCUUAGGAAAUAGGGACCAAAGGACUAAACGCUUUUUAAAAGAAUAUAAAUAUAUAAAUAUAUAAAUAUAUAUUUAAAAACUCUUACCUUGUAGCUGCAAGUAUUACAAUUUACUCGUAGUCAAAAAAAAAUCAUUAAAUCAAUAUCCAGUGGCCUACUGUAAGUAAGAAUAAAAAGAAAAUGGAAAUAAUGUAUAAAUUAAAAAAAAAAAAAAGAAUAAAAAAAAGACAAGGAAUCGUAGUAUAGGGGCUGAUCCUUUGGUCUGGUUGCUGAUUUAGCACCAGGUUGUAGAAUAGUAAACGUAGACUAGAAAAAAAAAAAAAGAAGUAGAUUUGCUAAUUUUUGCUGUUGUUUUUAAAAAAAAAAAUACUUGAAGUUGUCACUGAAAAAGGGGGACAUGGGAAAAAAAAAAAACAUUCAUCUGCCCCAGUAUGCAGUGAGUCUCUUUCUCUUGGAUGUUAAGGUAUCGGCCACUGGAUACUCCACUCAUCAUGAUGUACAAGUCACCACACUCUCUGACUGCUAUGAACAGACUGUUACGGAAGAAGAAAAAAAAAGAAAAAAUGAAUGACGUGACAAAAAGAGACUGAACCUACUAGUGUCUGUGCUGGAUAGGGUGCAGACUUGUGAGGCUUCCCACUAGCCUUGUGUUCAAGUGACAAUCCACUGUAAAGACCAAGUGAAACAGCAAAACUGACAUGGAGUGUCUUUUUUUUCCUUGAUCUUUUGUAUUACAAUAAGGAGGGUGAAUUAUGAAACUUAACUACAAACUGUUAAGGGGAGAUGAUUCUACCAAGGGAGAUGGACAAAUGGACAGUAUCAGGGUGAGAACAGAGGGUCGAGAGAAGAGAGGUGAUAGCUACUGAAACUGCCAGCAGAAUGAACUCAGUAUGAAAAUGAA